Messenger RNA from Danaus chrysippus (African queen), 555 nucleotides. Lineage: Eukaryota; Metazoa; Arthropoda; Insecta; Lepidoptera; Nymphalidae. The record is from the annotation of a GenBank genome assembly.
AUGAAUGUGCCACAGUUCUCUCAUAUCGCUAGCAGCAUAUCUCAUGAGGAAUGCAUUAAACUCAUAGCGUCACUUCACUACAACUCCUACAAGAUGCCGUCUUCGUUAACUUUUGUUAAUAGCAACAACAUGAGCUGCGUAAGGCUUUUAAUUGAUUACAGCGGAGGAAAGGAAUCCUGGCAGGGUGGGAAUAAAACACACGGUGUUAUAGCGCACAGACUUCGUCAACUUGGCAGGAGCGAUUUAGCUGAUUGGCUGUGUAAAGCUGUUUUCCAUCAACUAGCAAAAGAUAUUAAUGAUAGCAUACUAGUAAAUCCAUUUACUGUGGAUAGUACUCAAAGUGCACUCUGUACAAAAUUACUCAAAGAUAAAAUGGUGUUUGUGGGAGCGGAAUGGGAUAUUAUUGAUAUCACCUUAUGGAUGGUUUUAGCGAUUCUAGUGGCGUGGUUGGUUUUCUCGUGCUGUCGUUUGUUGUGUUUAUCUUGUAGAAAAAAAAUUGCUACUAACGAGGAGAUGAUAGCACUGUUAAAGAAAGGUAGCGAAAAUAACAAUUGA